This is a messenger RNA of Dictyostelium purpureum, 345 nucleotides long. RefSeq lists its product as uncharacterized. NCBI's taxonomy places the organism in Eukaryota, Evosea, Eumycetozoa, Dictyosteliales, Dictyosteliaceae. The transcript has 2 exons. The record is from RefSeq and is a predicted model, not a curated record. Bases 1 to 345 code for a protein of 114 amino acids.
AUGGCCAACAAAAUCAACAAAAACAACAACAACAACAUCAAACCCCACAUUAUCCAACUUUUAACCAAACCCAUUCCCGUUAUACUGCUGAAAGAGCUCCCUUCACCAAUCAACCUCAACACACACUACCACAACGUUAUAUUGGGAAUGAUUUUGGAAUAUUAUGCACAUUCUUCCAAUUAUCCAACAUUUAAUAAAGAAGAAUAUCUAUGGGAAUUGAUUGAGUAUUUUAUAUUCAAACUAAUAGAAAAAACAAAAUUGGAAAUACAAAAACUAUUAAAUAAAUUAUCCAUUUUCGAAAAAAAAACUAUUUUUAAAAAGAUAUUUUUCAAUAAUGAAUGUUAA